Molecule: messenger RNA, 4268 nt
Organism: Nezara viridula (southern green stink bug)
Lineage: Eukaryota; Metazoa; Arthropoda; Insecta; Hemiptera; Pentatomidae
Source: the annotation of a GenBank genome assembly
GAAGAAAUGAAUUUGUAGACAGAUCAUAUUUAGUUUUUAAAUAUUGAAAUAUACAUACAUAUCUGUCAAAUAUUUGUCUUGAUAAGCUACUAAUUACGUUUUCAUAUAAUAAUAUUUAUAUUAGUGCAAUAUACAUAAUGUCUUCGUUAAGUAGACAAGUGAUCAAUGAUAACUGGAAUAGUUUAAUUCAAGAUUUGCAAGAGGAUGUUAUCUUGGAAAGCAAAUCUAUUUUAACAGAAGAUGAAUUUGAAACGAUAAACAGUCUUGGCAGUGAUCAGCAAAUGAUUGAACACUUUCUACACACAAUUAUUAAGAAAUCAACCAAGGAACUUAUCAUCUUUAUUGAAAGUUUACAUUUGUAUUACCCAUGGUUAUAUAGCAAUCUCAGCAAUACAAUUGAAAAAUAUAGAAGAACUGAACCAUUUUAUGAAGUGAAAAUGCUAGGUGGAAUACCUAAUUUACCCCAACGGAUGGUUGAACGAACAGAUCUGCUUAGCAAAUUAAAAAAUUCUCUCAAGAAACUUAAUAAAGGAGAAUAUACUGUUCUUCAUGGAAUGUUAGGUUGUGGAAAAACUACACUUGCUGCCGCUGCACUUAGUGAUUAUGAAUUGAUCAAAACUUACUUUAAGGGUUCCGUGUAUUGGUUGACUGUCGGAAAAGUUGGUAAAGAAGAUUUAGGAUUUCUUCAACAGCAGUUAAAUGAAAGAUUUCCAGAUCCAAUACAACUCUCUCCUUCAUCACAUUUAGCUACUAUUCAGCUUACUAAAAUGUUGAUUGAAAAGGGUUUAUGUGACAAUCUAAUUGUUCUUGAUGAUGUUAAGGACAAAAUGGUGCUAGACUGUUUUGCGAUUGGUGCAAAGUUUCUUGUUAUUACUGAAGAUAAGGGUGUCAUUGGAAAUCAGAUUGAAUCUCUUGUUCAUUGUAUUAAGGUAGAUGAAGGCUUUAACUUAGAUGAAACUCUUGAGCUGUUUUCAAAAAGUUUACACAUUAAAGACAUUGCAUUGCCCAGGCAAGCUUCAGAUAUCCACCAGUAUACAAAAGGCCAUCCUUUGACUAUAUCAUUGAUUGCUGGCCAAUUGGAAAAUUAUAGAGAUAGUGUUGUAAAAGACAGUUCUCGAUGGGAUCAUUACGUUAAAAUGCUAUCCAACAAAAACAGGAGAAGAAGUUUAAAUGAUUUACAGAGCUUUUACAAUGCGAUGCAAGAAUCAGUUGAAUCAUUAGGAGAGAAUAAAAUUCUUUUCCAGCAAUUAGCAGUAUUUGUCAAAGAUGUUAACAUCAAGCCUGAGGUUCUAGGAAUAUUAUGGAAAAUGGACAAAUAUGAUGCAGAGGGAAUAAUGGUUGAUUUUGUUAAAAAAUCUCUUGCUGUUAUGAAAUGGAACGAGUUACAGAAUAGUUAUGUUUAUGGUGUGCAUGAUCUUGUUUCAAAUUUUCUGAAAAAUCAUCUCUCCAUGUCUGAAGAACAGGAACUACAUAAACAUUUCAUUUUAAACUACAAGGACGAGUGUCAGGGAAUAUGGUCUAAUUUACCUAAAAAUGAUAAUUACAUUUUUUAUUAUAUUGGAUACCACUUGAAAAAGGCAGGUGUGGCUUUUCACCAUUAUUUCAACAAUCUCUACUUUGAUCUUCCAUUUUUAGAAGCUAAACUUCGAGUGUGCGGCCCUGCAGAUUUAAUUCAAGAUUACAAAAAUUAUAAAUCAUUAAUUACAAGUCAGACUGAUGAAUUGAAAAAAAAGGCUGAAGAAUUCUGCACUUUUAUUGAAUAUCAUGGAAUUUCAAUAGCUAAUGGAAUAGCCAUAAUUCAGGCUGCUCUUCAAGAACCAACCACUUCCAGUGUCCAUGUGGCAGCUGUUCAUUUGGCCAAGAGCAAGAAAUGCAAAGAACUUUAUUUACAUUCCUCCCCGCUUAGUGAGGUUGACAGAGUAAUUUUACCUGAUACUCUAGAAAUAAAUGAAGAAAUAAAAAUUGUUUGUUUUGGAAGAACGACCAAUGAAGUCAUUAUUGCUUCUGGGCCCACAGGAAAAACUUUGAAGCUUUAUAAUAUUAGGGCUAAAGGUGUCUUGAAAGAAUACAUAGGUCACACAAAUAAAAUUACUAGUCUUGAUGUAUCGAAUAAUAAAUCAUUACUUCUCUCUUCCUCAAUGGAUAAUACCAUUCGAAUAUGGUCUUUGGGAAAUGGAGAAUCUUCUCCAGGUGACAGAAGCCCUUCUCCAACAGAAAAAAGACAAUUGGACUUUAUGAAUUUAUUUAAUGCUUUUCCAAACAAUGGUGCUGGCAUAACUAAUGCUUUAUAUGUACUUAAACAUUGUUAUCCUGUAUUAUGGAGUGUUUUUUCUAAAAGAGAUUCUUCAUUGAUUGCCAGUUUGGGGCCCACUAAUAUCAGUAUUUGGAUAUUGGAUAAACAAAAAUGGGAAAUUAAGUAUGAUCCUUCGUCUCAAUUCAGAUGUCUUGAUUUUUUGGAGGAACAGUAUGUUGCUGCUGGUGGUUCUGGCAAAAUAGUAUUAUAUUUAUUAGAUUCUGGCGCACAAUACCAGCAGAUAAACUAUAAUGAUUUUAUUUCUUUACGCUCACUUCCUGAGUCACUUGGAGGAGGACUAGUAAUAUUGACAAAAGAUAGGUUGACUGUGUAUUCUCAAACAACAAAAGAAAAUUGUCUUAAUGCCCCACUUUCUACAAAUUGUUUUAAACAAUUGCACAGUGUUGGAACAAAUAUUGCUACCACUACAGAGUCAGGAGAAUUAUUUGUUUUUCAUUUCUUUACUGGUUCGAUUGUUUACCAUGUUCCUCUUAUGACAAGCCAACUUAACAGUGUUUGUGUAAAUGAUAAAGCAAUACUGUUGGGUUAUUCUAACGGUUCUUUGUAUUUAAAUACGCUUGAUGAUUUACUGUCCCCUUUGACCUCAAUAAAGUGGAAACUUGAUAAUGAACCUGUACUCAUUAAAAUGGAACAUUCUCAGGAAAACAUUGAGCUUGUGAUUGGUAAGAAAAAGAAAAUCAUUGCUGAAAGAAGUACAAAAAUUAAACUAGCUGAUAUUUCAGCAGAUGGUAAAAUCAUAGUUUUGGCUUAUGAGGGAGGAAGAAUAGCUUACAGAGAGUUAGACAAGGAAUACGAUGAGACAAUAGUCGAUGAAAAUACAGUUCCUUUUAAAUUAUAUUUUAUAGAAGGUGAUAUAGAAAAAUUCGUUGUUGCUUUUUAUGAAAAUAAAGAAGCUUUGUUGUGGAAGGUUUCAGAAAAAACAUUAGUUAAAUUAAGUGAUGAAAGAUCUAUAGGCUGCUCCUCGGCAAGUUACCUAAGGUUAGGGGACCACCCUUGUCUUAUAACAAAUGCUCCAAUGACUAUUUGGGACUUAUUUGGAAAACCGAUUGAUUGCAGGCUAUCUGGCAUUCACCAGUCUGUGAUUGCUUGUUGUGUUAGACCAGACUUAAAAACAUUUGUAUAUGCCGUUCCAGAAAAAACAUGGCUUGUUGAUUCAUUUCACAAUGAAAUAAAUCUAAAUAUGAAGUCAGGACUUCUAGCCUUCUCUCCAUCUGGAAAAAUUCUUGCUGCGCUUAGCCAGCAAGGAGUUUUAACUAUUUUUGACUGUUUGAAAAAAAUGCCUGGAUUCAGUACGGAAAUUCCAGAUAAUAGCACAUGUUUAGCAGUUUCUGAUUCAGGAUGUGUUUGCAUUGGUGGGAGUAACCAUCUUUCAAUAUUUACCAAAGAGGGAUUAUCUUCUAAAAUUGUUCUGAACACAAGGUCCGUUGUUACAAAACCAAAUGGUGAAGAUAAGUUCGCUGUUGUCGGUAGUUCUGGAAUAGUAUAUAUUGUCUAUUUAGACGUCAUUAAUGGUGAAGAAGAAAUCCCAAUGAAUUAAUUAAUUAGUCUUUUAUUUCCAAAGUGAAUCCUAAUCAUCAUUGACAAAUUUCAAGGAAUAUGAACUACUACAUUUUUCAUUCUGAUCGUGAUUUUAAAAUAAAUUAAACAAUUUUUCAUUUAUAGAACAUUUUCCAAAAAAUUGUUGAUGAUUUUAGUAUUCGCUAAACAACAUUUAAAGUUUACAGCCGGUUUUGCAACAAAAAUGGUUAUAGGGUUUGUUUUGGUAAGAAAACAAAGUUAUUAAUAUUAUUACAAUUUUAAAGGGGACCCUACACGGUCAAUCGGAAUUGCACUAAUGAGGUUCCGAAUUGUCCUGUAAGGUAGUGAAUGAAGUACUGAUGGUGGUGCGCUGCGGAUUUCCGAACAUCCGGAAAUCAAAGGUUCAUUCACAAGAAGUGAUAGGUUAGGUUAGGUU